AUGGGUCGAUUUGGGACGCAGACCAGUACCUACAACAGGCUGGUGACUGUUUUUGUCGCCAUUGGGUCUAUGACCUAUGGUUAUUGCGCUUCGAUCAUUUCCAGUACAAUCGGCCAGCCGGGAUGGUACACUUACUUCAAUCUACCUGCGGAAGGCAAGCCCGGCUAUGCUACGAUCACAACACCCGUCAUCUCGACGGCCAACGGUGUGUUCAGCGCCGGUGGUGCCGUCGGCUCGCUGUUCAUGAUGUGGUCCUGCGACUUCUUUGGCCGUAAGGCGAAUAUCCAGCUUGGCGCAUUUUUUCGCCAUGUUCGGCGGAUGUUCCAGGCCGGUCGUUUCAUUUGCGGUCUCGGAAUCGGUAUCCUCGUCACCGUAUGUCCGAUGUAUCUCUCCGAGAUGUCGAGCGCUCAGCGCCGCGGUUGGCUCGUCGGUCACCACGCCAUCUUCCUUGUGUUUGGAUACAUGCUUGCUGGUUGGGUUGGAUUUGCUUGCUAUUACGCCGAGACCACCAUCCCUGCCUUUGGAUGGCGAUUCCCCCUGGCAUUGCAGUGCCUGCCUGCUCUCGUGCUCCUGUGCGGUUCCCCCUGGCUGCCUCGUUCGCCGCGUUGGUUGAUUACGAAGGGCAAGUUCGAGGAAGCCGAGCUCGUCCUGCAGCGCCUUCGCCAGACGCCCGACGACCCCGACAACCUAGUCGCCAAGGAAGAGUUCUUCCAGACCAAGGAGCAGAUCCAACUUGAGGCUGAGAAACUCGCUGCUUAUGGUGGCAGUGUCUGGAAGGCGGUCUUCACUAAGGCUUCCUACCGCAAGCGUAUGAUUAUCGGCUUCUUAACUCAGUGGGGUGCCGAGUUUGGCGGUCCUCUUAUUAUUAACAACUAUGCUGUUCUGCUUUACACCAAUCUGGGCAUGGAGGGCAGCAUGCCUCUGCUGCUCAGUGCCGUGUGGCUGACUACUGCUGGUCUCAUCUACAACCCCCUGGGCGCCUGGCUUCAUGACCGAGUCAACUCUCGACGUGGCAUGUACAUGACGGGCUUCGCUGGUAUCAUUGUGACCACCUCCUGUCUCGCCGCCAUGACCGCCCAGUAUGCCGGUACCACUAACAAGGUCGGAAACGGAUUCGGUAUUUUCUUCAUAUACCUGUACCUGGCCUUCCAAGGAACGUGCUGCGACACCACCAUGUACCUCUACGUGGCCGAGAUUUUCCCCACCGAAAUCCGACCCAUCGGCAUGGGCUUCUCGCUCUUCGGCCAGUUCGCCGCAACUCUCAUCCUCCUUGAGACCGCCCCCAUGGGCUUCAACGACGCCGGCUGGAAAUACUACCUGGUUAUCAUCUGCUGGUCCGCCUUCUUUAUCCCAGUCAUCUACUUCUUCUGGCCCGAAACCGCCCGGCUCACGCUCGAAGAGAUCGCCCAGAACUUCGGCGAGGAGGUCGCAGUCCACAUCACCGAUGCUACCGACGAAGAGAAGGCUAGGCUCGACCACCAGAUCAUUCCUGGCGGUGCUGGUGUCUUCCAUCCUUCUGAGACCUCUGGCUCUGCGAAGGAUGUUGAGAAGGAGCCGGCUGUCUCUCCUGUCAAAGCCACUGAGUAG
Penicillium argentinense is the source of this 1587-nucleotide messenger RNA. RefSeq names its product putative MFS sugar transporter. NCBI's taxonomy places the organism in Eukaryota, Fungi, Ascomycota, Eurotiomycetes, Eurotiales, Aspergillaceae. Gene Ontology annotation, cellular component: membrane. The coding region runs from base 1 to 1587 and encodes 528 amino acids. Gene Ontology annotation, molecular function: carbohydrate:proton symporter activity. The record is from RefSeq and is a predicted model, not a curated record. The transcript has 7 exons. Gene Ontology annotation, biological process: transmembrane transport; carbohydrate transport.